GUCUGUCUCUCUCACACACACAGCUUUCAUCAAGUGCCGUCAAAAUCAUUAUUUUGCCCGUGCUCUCACAAGUUUCCAAGCGACCCAAGCAGACAGCAAGAGGUCUUUGUGAAAGUUAGUUCUUCUUAUAGAAAUUGCUAGAAACCAGUGAAAUGGCGUACAUCAUCCUUUCAGCUCUAGCUGUAUUGCUCGCUGUGAAUACAGCUAAUGGUAUCGUUUGCUAUAAUUGCAAUUCGAAGGACAGUGAAAGAUGCAAGUGGGGAUUCACAUCGUUCACCUACAGUACCGAAGAAUGCGCUAAAACCGCUGUUAUUGACAGCAUUCUUCCAGCCAAAUGCUUCAAAAUCACUGCAACCAAUAAAGAUGGAAAGGACUACAUCGCCAGAGGAUGCCUUCCUGCUGGCACCUUCGGUUGCAGCGCCAUGGCCAAAGCAGUUGGAUGGCUUUCUUCCACGACCAGUGACGAUGGAGACAGCCUCCAAAACUUGUCCUGCGAGACCUGCGAAACCGACAAGUGCAAUUCGGCCGACAGGUUCACCGGAUUCACGCUCGUCGGACUCGUUUUGUCCGCGUUCGUUUUCAUGCUCUAAACGAGCACUCAAUGUUUCUAGUCGGUCCUCGAUGGAGCAUGGGGUCUCGUGAACCGUUCUGUAUCGAUGUUUGCAUAGGUACAGUGUUACCCGUUGGUUUCCGAAUAUCAUAAUGUGGAAUUUUCUCAUUAUUCAGCUGGAGUUUGGCUUUCAUUGACCGUUUUAGCUUUGGGAAUAUUGCAAUAUACUGCUUUUACAAAAUUGAAAGCAGUUAGUUGGUCAUAUUUCAGGAUAUGUUGGAUACAGUUGUUGUCUCUCUGGUUUUUUGUUUCUGGCUCAUUGAAAUCCAGCAAAUCCGAAAAUACCAUCAGAGAUUUAGAUAAUGACGAAACGCACUGAUCUUCUGAAGGAUCUUCUCUGGUUUCUUCGGAAAAAUAUUCCAUAAAAAUUAUAAAUUUUCUAUCGAGAUGAAAAGUGGAUUUCAAUCAAUAUAGCCUGUGUGAUUAUUUGCACCUGGUAAUGGUUUUCGUUCAUGUUUUCUAAGAUAUUCAAUUGCAUUUGUGUAGAAUUAAUUCAUAAUCUUGGCAGUUUUUUAUUCUUUCGUCACAUGAAAUUCAUUAAAAGAUGCAUCAGAUGCUUGAACCGACCAAAUACCUAACUUUCAAAUUGAAGGGAUUCUUGAUACAUUAGUAUCAUUCCAGAAAUAUCUACUCAGAACUCUAGAGGAAUUACCAGAUCAAUGUCAUUUGACAUAAUUUCCAAGGCAAAGAACUUUCCUCGAACUCGAAAUUUGCAUUAAACCUAAAUAAUAAGAAAAUUCCAUUAUGAUUUGUACUCCAAUAAUAACACAGUAUACAUAUAUUUACGGAACCAUUUGUACAAGUUAGUACCUCUUAUACAAGUCUAUUCAUGUAUUAUCCGUUGGUUACCACUAUAGUUUGUUUUAUAUAAGAAGAGGAUAUAUCUAUAUACUUGUGCUUCUGAAGGAGGAAGAAGGCCGUAUAGUUUGAAGCUUGAUUAAAAUAAUACUGUAGCGAGUGAAAAAACUAUUUCUUAGGGUUAUUUUUCCUGAUUGAAUGCCGGCCAAUGAAAUGAAGCAUUCUGCUCAAUUCGAACCAAUAACAAAUCGAUUUCACAAAUUUCAUGAUUCACCUUCACUGUUAUGUUAUUCAAUGUGGAAUGAAGAAUUCUUCCUGAGGUACGAGGUUUCAAAUGGAUAAAGAAAGUUUAACUAGAAGUAUUCGAAACAGUAAAUGAAAAAAAUACAUACUGAUACAAUAUUUUGGUCAAAGCUCAAGGGGAAUAAUGAAAAAAUGCUUGUCUUCGUCAUUGUGUGUAUCAAUAUGGUUAUGAUUAUCAACACUCCCCGUGAAAUGCCCUUAUUGGUACCCACAUCAGAUCAACUAUAUGAAUAAACACACAAUUGUUGUGUAAUUUGGAUAGCAAAUAUAUAUGCAACUACCUCAGUGACUUUUAUGGCCUAUCAAGAAAUCCCUAAUGAAAUAGUUCUGAAUAUUUUGUGAAAAAAAUGUGUGAAUGUAUUUUUUUAUUGAUAUAUGUAUCUGUAAAAUAGUUUUAGAGUUCUUUAUAAUAAUUGAUAUUACAUUUUAUAUUCGUCAUGCAUGAUGAACGAUAUUUUAUCUCAAUUUACAUACAGCUUUUGAACCAUGUUUUACAAAAUUUCCUGUUGUAUUCUGAUAACAUUCCAAUAAUUUUGUUGUUAUUUUGACAGUGGCUUGGAAAAAAAUAUCAGUGACGUGUUCUCAUCCUCUCAUGAUUCCAUUUCAUGUUAAUAUAGUUGGGAUGCAAUAAUGUAGGGUAUAUAAGGCGCGAUACAAAAGUAUUCUCACUUCCAAUUUUUCCAUGAGAAAAUGAUCUGUUCAAUCUGAUUCAUUUUUAAUGCUGAGGUACCUAUAACUACUUGCCAUUAUUCCACCUUUCUCUAUCCUUUUGAUUGUAGUUAUGGUAGUAUAUGCUUUCCAUAUUAGGUCAUUUUGAUUGACAGGUAAUGAAUUCUCAAUAAUUUCCCUUCAUCUUUUGGGAUUCUCUUUAGUCGUUUCUAUGAAUAAGAAUAUGUCUACCUAUCAGAUUUAUAGAAAAUAUCUCAAAUAAUCCUUGGUUGGAAAAUGUUUGAGGAAGAGAAGAUAUAUGUAUUGCAGAAUAACGAAUUUCCAAUUAUCUCCAAAAAUUUAGAGAAAAGUACAUUCCACCUACUCGAUUUCUUGUUUGAUAUCAUUGACUGUAGAUCUUUGAUCUUGGGAUAAGAGUAUCAUAGUCGAUCAAUUUGCAAUUUCACCUACUUCCAGGAUAUCCAAACUUCCAUCAUGUUCGAUAAUUCAUUUGAUUGGUAUCUACCGCUGUCUAAUUAUUUGUUAUUUUUUCUUAAAAAAAAUAAAAAUAAAAAUCAUAUUCAAUCAU
Phaedon cochleariae (mustard beetle) is the source of this 2948-nucleotide messenger RNA. The record is from the annotation of a GenBank genome assembly. NCBI's taxonomy places the organism in Eukaryota, Metazoa, Arthropoda, Insecta, Coleoptera, Chrysomelidae.